Caretta caretta (loggerhead turtle) is the source of this 3844-nucleotide messenger RNA. NCBI's taxonomy places the organism in Eukaryota, Metazoa, Chordata, Testudines, Cheloniidae. The record is from RefSeq and is a predicted model, not a curated record.
UGUUUAGCCUGCGGAAGAGAAGAAUGAGGGGGAAUUUGAUAGCUGCUUUCAACUACCUGAAAGGGGGUUCCAAAGAGGAUGGCUCUAGACUGUUCUCAGUGGUAGCUGAUGACAGAACAAGGAGUAAUGGUCUCAAGUUGCAGUGGGGGAGAUUUAGGUUGGAUAUUAGGAAACACUAUUUCACUAGGAGGGUGGUGAAACACUGGAAUGGGUUACCUAGGGAGGUGGUGGAAUCUCCUUCCCUAGAUAUUUUUAAGGUCAGGCUUGACAAAGCCCUGGCUGGGAUGAUUUAGUUGGGGAUCGGUCCUGCUUUGAGCAGGGGUUUGGACUAGAUGACCUCCUGAGGUCCCUUCCAACCCUGAUAUUCUAUGAUUCUAUGAAUAUAAGGGUCCUCUAUUGGCACAGGGCAUUGGCAGCAGAGCUGGCUUGCUCCUUCCCUGCACUCUCUGGGAGACAUUCACCCGGAUGUGAUGGACCAGCCCAAGGCCUAGACCCGUCUUGUGUCCCACCGACGCCUUCAAAAUAGGAUUUAAGUCAGUGAUGCCCAAACUUUUCCUUUUGCGGCUCCUUCUGCUAGUAAUGGAAUGUGUCUGGGCUCCCACAGCUCGGGAGCAGAGUCGUGGCCAGGCCCGGGGCUGCAGCCGGAGGGGCAGGGGCCAGGAGCUGGUGACCAAGCCACAGCCAAGAGCAAAGCCAUGGCUGUGGCUGGGGCAGAGCAGGCUGGGUGGCACACCCUCCCUGCUCCUCUGUGGGGGCUGGCCCGUGCCCCCCCCGGCUGCUGCUCCAUACCCCCGUGGGAGGGUGCGCCCUGCAGUUUGGGGAUGACUGAUUUAAAUGCUUGGGCUGACCCCCGCACGGGGGCCAGGUUCACCCAGAGAGGACAGGGGGCAAGGUGUUGGCUGCCUCCCCUUAAAGCAUCAGCAUUCUGUGUCUCCUACACCAAUGACUCCAGCUUUGUAGUCGGAAGGUGGAGAUGCAAACCCUGCAGCCACCUGAGCGCCCAGCUCGUGUUCCUGUGUUACAGCGGCUUUUUACACCUAGAAGGUGAUUGCCAAUAUAGGGUUGGAAGUUACCAAACCCUGUGCACUAGGCAUUAACCCGAGCAAAUGGGACAAGAGUCUUCUGGGCCUUCUGCAUUGUCCUCUGGUGACUCUCUUUCCUCUAUCCUAGAUACCACCUGCCAAGCCAGUAGUUAUUAUGACUUCUGUGGCCCUGCCUGCCCUGCCACUUGUGCCAACCUUAGUGCACCCCUGCUCUGCACAAAGCCCUGCGUGGCGGGAUGCUUCUGCAGGGAAGGCUAUGUUCUGGACGCUGGACACUGUGUGCCUGUGAGCCAGUGUGGCUGCAUGUUGAAGGGUCAGUAUCACCAGCUGGGAGAGGAGGUGAUCCUGACAGACACCUGCCGCAGGAAAUGCAGCUGCCGGCAACCUGCCCAGCCCAUGGAGUGCCAGGAUCAUGCCUGCGGGGCUCUGGAGAUAUGCCGCGUUGUUGGUGGCAUCCGAGGCUGUUACCCUGUGAAGUUCGGCACCUUAUGGGUGUUCGGCCACCCCCACUACACCACGUUUGAUGGAGUCAUGUUUGAUUAUCAAGGAGUCUGCAAGUACACCCUGAGCAAGUACUGUGGCCCCCCGGGGAGCCUCCCCAACUUCACCAUCCAAGUGGUGAAUGAGCCGAAAAGCUCCAUUGCGGUGUCCUGGACGCGCCUGGUGGAGCUAGAUGUCUACGGGGAGCGUAUUGCUAUAGCCGGGGGCCAGUACGGCCAGGUGCAGGUAAGGGCAUUUCAUAGCUCUGAAGAAAGUAACUGCUCGGCACAGAAAUGAUCAGGUGAGAAAGCAAAAGCCCUGGACAGUCUUGUAGGGGUCACUGUCCCCUUAGAUGUGUUUUGGGGGGAAUGCAGGAUGUUGAGGUGAGUCUUACCUCCCACUGUGAUUUUGAGAUCCUGUCCAAGUGAAAGUGGGUUAGUGUCCCAAAGCCAUUAGAAGGGCAGCAACUUUCAUCAAAGCCGUACAGGGCUGUGCAGGUGAACCCUGCAUCCACGCUGCACCCUGCCACAUCUCCCACGCUGCCAUGAACAUAGUGCCUCAUUGCCACGUUAGCGACAGGCAGACCGUUCAUUGACAGCUUGAAAGGUAAAGGCCCAGUGAGGCAUCAGUUCUCACUGGCCGCAGAUGUGCAGGGACCCAGACACAGAUGUGAUGUGACACAUGUGUGAUGUGAUGUGGAUAAAUUGGAAAGAGUCCAGCGAAGGGCAACAAAAAUGAUUAGGGGUCUGGAACACAUGAGUUAUGAGGAGAGGCUGAGGGAACUGGGAUUGUUUAGUCUGCAGAAGAGAAGAAUGAGGGGGGGUUUGAUAGCUGCUUUCAACUACCUGAGAGGUGGUUCCAGAGAGGAUGGUUCUAGACUAUUCUCCGUGGUAGAAGAGGACAGAACAAGGAGUAAUGGUCUCAAGUUGCAGUGGGGGAGGUUUAGGUUGGAUAUUAGGAAAAACUUUUUCACUCGGAGGGUGGUGAAGCACUGGAAUGCGUUACCUAGGGAGGUGGUAGAAUCUCCUUCCUUAGAAGUUUUUAAGGUCAGGCUUGACAAAGCCCUGGCUGGGAUGAUUUAAUUGGGGAUUGGUCCUGCUUUUGAGCAGGGGGUUGGACUAGAUGACCUCCUGAGGUCCCUUCCAACCCUGAUAUUCUAUGAUUCUAUGAUUCUAUGACACAAGUGUGUGCAGUGACUAAGGAUGCCUAGAGAUGUGCAGCAAAAUAGUAACCCUUGCACUGCCAUCAACAGGGUCUCUAAACCGACCCCUCAGGGACCUGGGGCUGCUGCCUAGAGAAAACCAGAGCUUCCCUGUCUGCUGCAGGCAGCUUUGUGCUUUUUCAGGUAAUUCCCCAGCCUACAGGUAGAGAAAUUCUGAAGGUAUGAAUGCCAAGCUCAGCACAGUCCCUGCUUGAAAGGCAAACAGUGCAGCCAAACCCAAUGUCCCAAUCACACUUCGAUCCAGGGGCUCAGACCAUAGCUCAGCUGUGAAAUAGCUGAGAGCCAGAAAUGCACAGUGGGGUUUGGCAUGACAGUGAAUGGCCCAUGUCUCGCUUUCCCCCUAGGUGAAUGGAUCCCUGGUCAAUCUGCCCCUGGUCCUUGCAUCGGGUAAACUCUACGCCUAUUACAGCGGCUCGUCUGCUGUGCUCCAGACCGACUUUGGCCUCUCUGUGUCCUACGACUGGUCCCACUCUGUGUCGGUUUCUGUUUCUGAGAUCUACUUUGGGUCACUGUGUGGACUCGGUGGGGAUUUCAAUGGGAACCAGAGUGAUGAUUUCCGGACCCCAAACGGUUCUGUGGUCCAUGACGCUGUCACCUUUGGCAAUAGCUGGAAGGAUGCUGAUUCCCCUUUUCAUUGCACAGCCGUUGGGCUCCCAGCCCCAUGUAAUGAAGCAGAACAAGCCCAGUACAGAUCUCAGAGCUACUGCGGGGUCAUCGCAGACACUGCUGGGCCUUUUAAAGAGUGUAACCAGCUGGUUGAUGCUCAGAUCCAUUUGGAGAACUGUGUGAGGGAUGUGUGUGUGACUCGGGGCAGCCGGCAGACCCUGUGUGAAGUGCUUCGCAGUUAUGCCCAGCAGUGCCAAAGUCGCGGCAUUGCCAUUGAGCCAUGGAGACAGCGGGCUGUGUGCGGUAAGUAGAUGAUUCCAAAUACUAGAAGAAUCUUUGUUAGCUGUACCCCCAAAAUCUUUCUCCUUUAUGUACCUACUUGAGCACUGGGCUGGGCCUUAGUGGUCUGGCCACUCUCUGCUCUUAUCUUUCCUCCAUUUUUAUUCCUGCUUAGGAAGAUUCCCUGCCGUGUUUCUCCCGUAUUUCUAAACAC